CAGUACUGGCUAAACAAAGUGACGGACAAGAAGACCGCGCGGCUUUGAGCGGUACUGUUAUCCAUUUGUUUCCAUGUCCUGAUGGCGAUUCCGAAUUUAACCACAACAAGUUGUAUAUUGUAUAUAGUUGACAGUACAACAAGAGAUACCGAAAGACCGCACAAAGCAAAAAUAAAGACAAAAAAAGCCCCUCAUACUGUUUCAAAAUAUCAAAAACUUCAGACAAGUCGGACAAGUAGGAGGACCUUGCCAAUCGCCCAAAAGCCACUGACCAAUACACUCCCGAUGAUAAUUCGUCGCACAAUAACUCUGACACCAGACCAAAAACCCCCGGAUCAUCACAUCUACUCUUAGAAAGCCCUCUCUCGUCCGCAGUAUAUUUGAGAGCCCACGCACCAGACACCUCAACCCGAAACGGAAGCAAACAAACCCCACACUCCCCCUCGAUAAUUUUCGGCGAGACUAUCCAUCCAGCAACAUCAUUCCAUGCCUGACCAGCCAGCUCCGACAUAGAGCUCAAGCCUGGAACGUCCGAUCUCCUCGUACCACAAUCCUCGAGCCCCGAAGGCCGAGCCUGUUGCUGCAGUUCCGGGUCUACAUGCUGGGUCGAUGAUGCAUCCGCCUGCUGUACCGGUUCACUCAAACCCGUACCUGAAGUUCCCCUCCCCUCACCGCACGUAGAAAUGUAUCGAUACACCCUAAAACUUCCACCUAGCAGCAAAAAUAUCCGUCUGACGCUGAUGACCUGAACAACACAACGGCAACGACGCGACGUCCAACAGGAGAUCCUCAAUAUCCCAGCCCUGGGCGAGGCGGAUAUCGCCCAUAUGCAGUAAAUGAAAGGCCCAUUCCCAUUUAGCAAGAUUGGUCUCGUUCUCGCAGCGAAGACGAUCGGCGGCCUUGAAGCUGAGACAGCGGCGUUCGGAUUAGGGGUUUUA
Aspergillus alliaceus is the source of this 938-nucleotide messenger RNA. RefSeq lists its product as uncharacterized. The record is from RefSeq and is a predicted model, not a curated record. The transcript has a single exon. Lineage: Eukaryota; Fungi; Ascomycota; Eurotiomycetes; Eurotiales; Aspergillaceae. Bases 82 to 354 code for a protein of 90 amino acids.